AUGCCUUCCAUUCAAGACUCAACUAUCCUUAUUAUUGGUGGUAGCUCUGGAAUAGGCUAUGGGGUUGCGGAGAAGUGCCUUACUGAGGGAGCCAGAGUUCACAUCGCUUCCUCGAACAAGUCCCGAGUUCACUCGAGUGUCAAGUCACUAAAGGAGAAGAUCAGCAACGCUCCAAUUUCCGGUCAUGUCUGUGACCUAUCCAGCCGUGAUGUCGAGAAGAAUCUUGAGCAGCUACUAAGCACUGUCGCCCCGAUCGACCACAUUGUUUUCACCGCUGGAGAUAGCCUUGCCAUCAUGCCAUUGGACAGCAUUGAUCUGGAUAUGAUACAGCGAGCGGGGCAUAUCCGCUGGCUCCCAGAAGCCAUCCCCAACUGGUCGUUGGUUGCCGGUUAUCUGACCGGCUUGCAUGGACUUACCCGCAACUUGGCCUUGGACCUCAAACCCCUCCGUGUAAACCUGGUGAGCCCUGGCGUGGUAGUGACUCCUUUGUGGGGGCAGGACGGAGUACCGGACGAAAUGAAAAAUCACACUACUCUGGGUAAAGUCGGCACCCCAGACGAAGUUGCGGAAGCCUACGUCUAUCUGAUGAAGGACACCAAUGCUACUGGAAGCUGUAUUAGUACCAAUGCAGGAUCACUUUUGCUGUAG
Aspergillus thermomutatus is the source of this 648-nucleotide messenger RNA. RefSeq lists its product as uncharacterized. The coding region runs from base 1 to 648 and encodes 215 amino acids. The record is from RefSeq and is a predicted model, not a curated record. The transcript is spliced from 2 exons. NCBI's taxonomy places the organism in Eukaryota, Fungi, Ascomycota, Eurotiomycetes, Eurotiales, Aspergillaceae. Gene Ontology annotation, molecular function: oxidoreductase activity.